CUCUAUACGGAGUCGUUAUCUAGGCCGACCUACCGCGCAAAGCACACCCCGUCGCCCUACGACUCCUGUCGCAAAGCCAAUGAAUCCGGCAAAUCGGGAGAGCUGGCCGUCGUCGCAGGCCCAGGGAGGUGCGAAUGGGCCCCAGAACAAUGACCAGACGCAAGGUCAGGCGCCGCGUCAAAUAGGUGGUUUUGGCGCAAAUGCUCCUACCCAGCAGGCGCCACAGCAAGCUCCCGCUCAGGGCAACGGUCCUCCUGUUCUGCCUCCUCCACCAGCUGCGCCGUUCUUCUCCCCUAACCAGUCUUCUGGCCAUAACUUGCCUGGAAUAGCUGGUUUGAAUCAGUCCUCUCAGGCGUCGCCUGCGCAAGCCACGCAGAGGGCCCCACCAACAUCCCAGGAAUCGGCACCUGGCCCACAGUCGCAUCAGACGGCGGGGCAUGGCGCUGGAUAUUCACUGCCGGGCAUUGGUCAGGCCAUGCAGGCGCAACAAAUGGGUCAGAACCAGCAAAGUGGUGACAACCGCGACCGCGAGGAUAGACAUGCCGAAGAGCUUGCCCUGCAAGCCGAACAACGCGAGCGCGAGAUGAGAGAUCGGCAACAACAUGAACAGGCGCCUCAUGAGAACCAUGCAGGCACCAUACAUUUGCACCAGCCGGUUGCUGUGGGUCCGCAAGUGCGGGCUAUGCAUGGGCCGAACGGUAUCCUAGGCAAUGCUCAGCAAAUAGGACCUAAUUCUCUAUCAAACUCUCUUGCCGCACCAAAUGGCCCGGCGAGUAUCUUCGCGCAAGGCCCAAGCCAACAGCAGGGCGAAAGUGGGGCGCGCAUGCAGCACGUACAGGGUCCACAGGGCGGCCUGAUGGUGCCGUUUGGUGGUCCUGGGAUGCAGCCAUCUUUGGCGAUGGGACAAGGACAACAGCCUAUACUUAACGACGCGUUAAGCUAUUUGGACCAAGUCAAAGUCCAAUUUCACGAGCAUCCGGACGUGUAUAACAAGUUUCUGGAUAUCAUGAAAGAUUUCAAAAGUGGAGCCAUUGACACACCCGGCGUUAUCGAGAGAGUCUCCACGUUAUUUGCAGGACACCCCAACCUCAUCCAGGGCUUUAACACAUUCCUUCCUCCCGGCUACAAGAUCGAGUGCGGUACCGGUGGUGACCCUAAUGCUAUCCGGGUUACCACGCCAAUGGGAACGACUGUGUCUUCGAUGCCGGUCCCCCGCCCGUUGUCCAAUCCCCGCAGCGUACCUGUGAAUGGUGAAGCCGCAGGCGCUGCUGAAAGGCCGUUUUACGAAGCCGCAUCUAGAGGACCGGGCGCCAACUGGCCUCAACAGCAACAACAGCAACAGCAACAACAGUCUGGAACUGCCGCUCCGGAAGGUGUGUUUAGCCCUAGCCGACCUGUGGGUCAACCUCAUUUCCCGCCUCAGCAAAGCCAAAGCAACCAGGGCCCGAUAUCCCCGGAGAUGCAAGCCAGAGAGCAACAGGCUGCCAUGACAGCCGCCGCUCUCGCCCAUCAACAAGAGCAGAGAGGUGUGUCGCAACUGAGCAAUGCCGUUUCAGCUGCUACGGGAGGUAUUCUCAACAGACCUGACCUUAUUUCGCCACCAGGUGGAGCACCGAAUCAGCUGCCAGGCCAAGGUAUGAACGGCAUCGGUCAUAUGGGCCAGCAAGGCGGCGCGAAUGGCGGCUUGGACAAGAGAGGUCCAGUCGAGUUCAAUCACGCGAUAAGCUACGUGAACAAGAUCAAGAACCGAUUCGCGACUCAACCCGACAUCUACAAACAAUUCCUUGAGAUCCUGCAGACCUACCAACGGGAGUCAAAACCAAUCCAGGACGUCUACGCGCAGGUCACGCAGCUGUUCAACUCUGCACCUGACCUUCUCGAAGACUUCAAACAAUUCCUUCCCGAGUCGGCUGCUCAACACCGUGCCGCUCAAGUCGCGCGUCAAGCCGCCGCUGAAGAACAAUACAUGUUCAGUAAUCUUCGAGGCGAACAACCCGCAGGAACCCCUCAGAUGCAUCAAACACCUCGUAACGAGCAAGGCUCAGGCCGGUUGCCACCGGUGGGCAACUUCGCUCCCACACCGAGCGCGAACCGCGAUAACAAGAGGAAGCGUGGUGAGAGACAAGGUACCGUGACUGGUGCUAACGCCAUGCCAACUUCUAUUCCGGUAGAGACUUCGGCUGUAAGAACUGGCUUCGCACAUGGCCCAGGCGGCAGCAAACGUGCGAAGCAACAGCACGGCGGAAAGACGGUGGUUGCAGAUGCACCUGCUGUUUCACCAACUCUCACUCCCGCUUUGCCGGAACCUUUACCACCAACAACCUCACUUGCUGCUACUCAGGAUGAGCUUGCAUUCUUCGACCGUGUGAAGAAAUUCAUCGGUAACAAGAACACCAUGAACGAGUUCCUCAAGCUGUGUAACCUCUUCUCCCAAGACCUGAUCGACAAGAACUUGCUCCUACACCGCGCUCAGAGCUUCAUCGGCGGUAACCCCGAGUUGUACAACUGGUUCAGGAAAUUCCUUGGUUACGACGGCAAGGACGAGCCAAUGGAAAACCAGCCCAAGCCGCCUAGUGGCCGGGUUGCCUUGGCGAAUUGCCGUGGUCUGGGUCCUAGCUACCGUCAACUCCCCCGCGCAGAAAAGAUGCGCCCUUGUAGUGGUCGCGAUGAGCUAUGUCACUCUGUCCUCAACGACGAGUGGGCAUCUCAUCCUACCUGGGCUUCGGAAGACAGUGGCUUCGUCGCUCACCGUAAGAACCAGUAUGAAGAGGGCCUUCAUCGCAUCGAGGAAGAACGUCACGACUAUGACCACACAAUCGAGGCUUGCAUCCGCACCAUUCAACAGCUUGAGCCAAUCGCGCAACAGCUCCUCAACGCCACGGCUGACGAGAGGCUCGCUUUCAGUUUGCCUCCCAAUCUAGGUGGACAGAGUGAAACGAUCUACAAGCGUGUCAUCUAUAAGAUCUACAACCGUGACCGCGGAAACCAGGUCAUCGAGCAGCUCUUCCAGCACCCAUACAAUGUCAUUCCAGUCUUGCUGAAUAGGAUGAAGCAAAAGCUGGAGGAGUGGAAGGCGGCCCAGCGCGAGUGGGAGAAGGUCUGGCGCGAGCAGACGCAGAGGAUUUUCUGGAAAUCAUUGGAUCACCAGAGCGCGAGCGCAAAGGCUGCUGACAAGCGUCAAUUCCAGGCAAAGACGUUGCAGAAUGAGAUCCAAGUCAAGUUCGAGGAGCAGAAGCGCCAACGCGACGUCCAAGGUCUCUCUGUCCCUCGAUAUCAAUUCGAAUACAGCUUCGGCGACGAAAACGUCCUCCUAGAUGCCUCUAGACUCCUCCUCGCGCAUGCUGAACACAGCAACUCGGCCGACUCUCACCGUCUGUACGGCUUCAUCAAGGAAUUUGUCCCUCUCUUCUUUGGCCUCGACAACAGCAAAUUCGAGCAGGGCAUCGGCUCUCCUCAGUCCGAGUUCACCGACGAUGAGAUGCAGGGCAUGGACGACUCGUCACACAAGGGCUACAAGGUCAACGGCAAGAAGAGCAAUCUGCUUCGUGGUGUCCUUGACCCCGGUCGCAAUGGACGUGGAUCGAGGAAAGAUGCCGAUGAAAGCGUUGCAUCUGUCAGUCGUGGCAGUACUCCCGAGGCUGCAUCAGCAGCUGACGAGGAGAUGGUCGAAGAGGCUGAGAUACCUCCUGUCACCACUGCGGCUGGCAGUGCUGACAGAUGGCUUGAGCAUCCCAGUGGUGGCAACGUGAUUGAGAUCCAACAGGACGUCUCACCGGACACGCCUUACAAGCGGGACGAGUACAACAUGUAUUGCAAUUUGCCGAUAUAUUGUUUCUUCCGCAUGUUUGUCAUUCUGUACGAGCGUCUCUAUAACCUCAAGCAGAACGAGGAACAGGUCCAUCAGCUUGUCGAGCGCGCCCAGAAGAGCAAGCCAGCACUGGAUCUCAACCUUAUCGACAAACGCCCCGAGGACUUCUUCCGCGAUAACUCGCCCACGGCAAACUACUAUCAACAAGUUCUCGACUUGUUCAUGGAGCAAAUCAAGGGCGACCUUGAGAUGCCGCAGAUCGAGGAAACCCUCCGUCGCUACUACUUGCAGAGCGGUUGGCAGUUGUAUUCGUUCGACAAACUCCUCAGCUCGCUGGUAAGGUUCGCUCUCGGCAUGCUUGCCAGUGACACCAAGGACAAGACCUGGGACAUCUAUCAACUCUUCCGCAAGGACCGCUCUCAAGAGGAAACCACUCACGACAACGAGCUCAACUACCGUCGCACGGUCGAGAAGUACUCCAAGGAUGGCGAUGUCUAUCGCAUCUCUUUCGAUCAAAACCGCAUGACGGCCCGCAUAAUGAUCUUCAAGAAGGACGAGCCGACGUUCGACUUGCACACACAGAGCCUCGAGUCGCACUGGCGUGCCUACCUCUCCUCGUUUACCCGGCUAGCGCCCACCGAAGGCAUCGACCAUUCGCGCGUCAAGAAGGUCCUCCUCAGACGCGACGCGCCCGACGAAGACACGGAAGCCAACAUCGCGCUGUCGAUGCAAAAGUCGACGGAAUCGCAGAUCAUCCGGGUCAGCCUGGAGAAGCUGCGACCGGUGUUCCAACCGGAGACAUGCGAGUGGCUGGUGCAGGGCGAGAGGGUACGGAGCGGGGGCAAAGAGGGCCAGCUCGCAGCGGAGAAGGAGCGCGAGGAGCGCGACGCCCGCGCCAAGGAAAAGUGCGUCAUGAACAACGGGUGGAUGAAGGACCUGAGCAAGGACGUGGUGGAUGCGCGCAAGCAGGAAUUUUCGAGACUGAUGAAAGAUGGUGGUGGUGGCGAGGAGAGCAAAGAGAACGCCGCCGCUGCCGCUGCUACUGCUGCUACUGAUGAUGACGAGGCGAAGGAGGCGGAGGAUGCGGAGAUGACGGGCUGAAAUGAUGGCAUGCCAGGUUUUGAAGAUUGAAUGCAGAGGCGAUGAUUCUGAUCCUCGCCGCGAAUGAACGACCUCUGGUGGUGGUGGUGGUGGUGUAAGUGGUACGGACAUGGUUAUGGACAUGGUCUUGGAACAUGGAACAUCGAACAUGGUUAUAGGACUGACAGACGCGACGGGAAGAGAGGCUAGCUAGGUAGCUAGGCAG
Molecule: messenger RNA, 5114 nt
Organism: Aplosporella prunicola CBS 121167
Lineage: Eukaryota; Fungi; Ascomycota; Dothideomycetes; Botryosphaeriales; Aplosporellaceae
Exons: 7
Coding region: 80-4909 (1609 amino acids)
Biological process (GO): negative regulation of transcription by RNA polymerase II
Cellular component (GO): Sin3-type complex; chromatin
Molecular function (GO): transcription corepressor activity
Source: RefSeq, a predicted model, not a curated record